AUGAGUGAUAAAAUAUCGGAAAUUUUUGCUUCAUUUCAAAACUAUCUGAGAAACGAAGAAGAAUUAUGUGAGGAAAUCCGUACUAUUACAAGAAAUCUUAAUAAAAGUGCCGAAGAUAUUCUGAUGAUAUUACAAAAUAUUCAUAAUGAAAAUAAUACAGAAGAAAACAUAAUUGUAUCUCAAUAUUGUGCAACAUCAAGGGAACAUUUUAAAGAAAUUCAGGUAAACUAUGCAAGACUUGCAGAAAUUGUGCCUAAUGACCAAUAUUACAGAUUUCAUGACAAGUGGCGUGUUGUUACACAAAAAUUAUGUUUUUUAAUUUCUUUAAUAAUAUAUUUAGAAAUCAAUGUUUUGGUUACAAAAGAAACAGUUGCUGAAAUAUUAGGAGUUAAAAAUAAUAGACAAGAUGGUUUUCAUUUGGACCUAGAAGACUAUUUAAUGGGUUUACUGGAAUUACCUGCAGAACUAAGUCGUUUUGCUGUAAAUAGUGUUACCAAUGGUGAUUAUGAUCGACCUGUAGAAAUAGCACGAUUUGUUGUUAAUUUGAAUAUAGGCUUUAAACUUUUAAAUUUAAAAAAUGAUUCUUUAAGAAAACGUUAUGAUGGCUUAAAAUAUGCUGUUAAAAAAUUGGAAGAAGUGGUUUAUGAUCUUAGUAUACGAGGUUUAAAACUGUCUCCAAAUCAAAAUACUCAAAAAACAGAAUAA
Molecule: messenger RNA, 705 nt
Organism: Eufriesea mexicana
Lineage: Eukaryota; Metazoa; Arthropoda; Insecta; Hymenoptera; Apidae
Gene: trsn
Product: translin
Exons: 5
Coding region: 1-705 (234 amino acids)
Biological process (GO): RNA metabolic process
Molecular function (GO): RNA binding; single-stranded DNA binding; sequence-specific DNA binding
Source: RefSeq, a predicted model, not a curated record